Micropterus salmoides (largemouth bass) is the source of this 7012-nucleotide messenger RNA. RefSeq names its product trichohyalin-like. Lineage: Eukaryota; Metazoa; Chordata; Actinopteri; Centrarchiformes; Centrarchidae. The coding region runs from base 312 to 4355 and encodes 1347 amino acids. The record is from RefSeq and is a predicted model, not a curated record. Gene Ontology annotation, biological process: spermatogenesis. The transcript has 27 exons.
CUGUCUGGAAAUACUACAUUCACAGUCCUCCGUUGUAGUUACGGUACGUAGCGACCAAGUUGUUGGUGAAGCCACGGUAAUUCACAUGAAGUAAGACAGAUACUGUCUAACAUGCACUCUGAAUGCCAUGCACUGCCUUUUUUCAGGUUGCUCAACAGCUGUCUAAUAAUGAAACUAGUAUAAGGCUGUGCAAUGAUUUAACCAGAGUGACGAGCCAUGGCUUUGAGGGUUAACUAGUUAGCCUUUGAAUAGCCUGCCGUUUGUUAUAUAAACAGUGCAAGUAGUAUAUUGGAGCGACGCUGAAAACUGCCAUGAGCCAAAAGGCAACAUCAGAGUCAGGGGACAACUCGAAGCUGUCGGGACAGGGAAGUGAUACUGUGAACCUGCCCUCUCCCUCAGGCGAAGUAACGUUAGAGCUGAAAGUUGCCAUUCAGGGUCCUGGGACUGAGACAAACAACGUUAAACAGCUUCUAAACGAAUUCAAAGGACUUUACGAGCAGAGGCUGAGAUGCCUGGAGCUGGACGCCAGUGUAACACGAGAGGAACUGCUGCAGAAGAAAGUGAAUUUCCUGUGGUCAUAUGCGAAUGACCUCGCAGACCAGAACCAGGUGCUGGUUCAGACCAUUGAAGAUCUGCAGAAGGAAGCCGACCACAAGGUUUCCAGUUUGGGAAUGAAGCUAUGCAGUUCUGAUCAUACUUUGGAAGUGUGUGAGGUUGAUCUGAGGACUUUGUUGCUGGAUGAGCUUUCUGGAACUGCGGCUCACAUCCCACACAGUGCCACUUCCUUGGUCCAGAUAGCAUCAGAGUUAGAAGAUCUGAAAAUCCAGUUGCAAACCAAGGACAUGGUCAUCUCUGAUCUGGAGAGGGAGCUUGGAGAGAAUUUCCAGCAAAAGCAAAAGACUGCACUGCAGGCGCUGGGAAGCAGUGAGAGGCUGGCGCACCUGCAGAGUGAGCUCUCCUGUCUGCAGCGGAUCCAGAAAGACAACAUUAAGGAGAUUGCUGAGAAAGACAUCUGCAUCACAAAACUGCGAGCUAACGUUCAGCUGCUGCAACAAGAGGGUGCCGGCGCACAUGCUCAGCUCUCCAAGCUGAGCGUGAGGGCGAUGGAGCUUCAGGAGGAGCUGAAGAGAAAAGAGGAGGAAUGGAGGCAAAGAGAAGAGGAACGGAGGCUGAAAUAUGAAAAGGAUUGUCUAAAAGCAGAGGAGAGGAGAGGGCAGGAGAGACAAAAGAGAGAGGAGGAGUGGGUGAAGAAAGUGGAGGAUGCGAAGAGGGAGAUUAAGAAGGAGAGAAAGGCCCAUGCUCAAGCCAUUAAAAAGUGGGCUGAGAAGGCAGCUAUUUUGAAUUUUGAGGCCGAGGCCAAAAUGGUGUCUUUGAGGGGCGAGCUCAGCGCCUUAUUUGAUAGAAGGAUGGAGGAGACAGAGGCGAGGAUGAACCAACUAACUGAAGAGCUGAAUGCAGCGAGACAAAAGAUAAAAGCGAGCGAGGAGCAUGUGAGGCAUCUGGACCAGGAUGCGGUUAUUCUGCGAGCCACACAGGACUCUCUGAAGGGAACCUUGGCUAUAAAGGAGAAACACACACAACAGCUGGUCCAAGACAACACACAGCUCAAAGAACGCCUGGCUUUACUGCAGAGCAAAUUACAAACAAGUGAGUGCAUGUUGAGUGACACCAGUGAAAACCUGGAUCAGACCAGAACCAGCCUGAGCACAGAAAGACAGCAGAGGCAGCAGAUCCAGGACCAGUUGCACCAUGCCAACAAAGAGAUGGAGCGACUGCAGUUGGAGCUGACACAUGCGCGGUGCACCACUGAAAAGAAGAUUCAGAAGUGGGAGAUUAAGAUGUGUGCACUGGUGAAGGAGCUCACAGAGAGUAAGAAGCAGCUCUCUGAAUGUCAGAAAGAGUUGCUCCGAAGAGAGGAGGCUUUGGAGAAACAGUGUGAGGAGAGGGAUGUGCUGAGAGCCAAGAUGGAGGACCGGAGCAGAGAGUUUGUCCAUCUCAACCAGACCAAAGAGAGACUGGAGGCCGACUUGGCUCUGAGCCAUGAGAAACUCCACACCUCACACCUGGAGGUUCGAAGCAGAGAUCAGUUAAUUCUGCAGUUAAGAGCAGAAAUGAAGACAGCUGAACAAAAGCAUAAAAGGACACAGGAGCAGAUGGCAGCGCUGGAGGGUGAUGUAAGAAACUUGAAACACAAGGUCAGGGGACACCAGGAAGAGGCCUGUCACUUAAGCGAAAAGGUCAGAGAUAUUGAGCACCUUAAAGACCAGAAGGAGAAAGAACAACAGCAGCUUCGCGAUCAGCUCUGUAUUAGUCAGCAACAGGUCGAGACAUUUGAAGGGAAGCUAAAGAAGCAGGAGGUUGAGAUGGAGCUUCUUCAACAGCAGCUUAUAGGAGCCAAGGAGGAACUGAAAGAUGCCAGUUCACAAGCCCAGGAGCAGAAAGAAACUGUAGCAAUUUUUAAACUAAAGUACACAGCAGCACUAGAGAAGGUGCAUAGGGUGCAAGGGCAGGUGGAACUUCUUGAAGAGGAACUACAGUAUUCACAGCAACAGCUAAGAGAGUCCCAAUUAUCAACUCAUUUGGUGAAGGAAGAGCUAGCUGAGAUGGUGCAGCGGUACCGGGAAAAGGUUGGCCAAUGGGAGAACUCGCAGGAGGCUCUUGACCAGUUGACGGAUGAGCUCCAGGCCAAUCAGAAUCUACUGAGGGAGAGCCAGCAAAAAGUGGACUAUCUUCAGGAGCAGGUGGACACACUCACAAAGCAGAAACUGAUGUUGGAGUGUGACAUACGGCUAUUCCAACAGAGUCAUUCUCAUUCUGAUGAGGAGUAUCUCAGCCUGCUCCGACACAGACAGAAGUUACAGAAGCGCUGUACUGAGCAGGUUGAGAGCCUUGUGGAGUGUGAAAAGGCUAUUCUUCAGAUGAAGUCAGGGCUGGAGAGACAAACCCAGGAAAAAGUGAGUCUGAAGCAAAGUCUUGUUGCGUCCCACCAUACACACAUGACCAUUCGCAGCCAGCUGGCACAGGAAGUGAUGCGUCUGAAAAAGGAAGCUACACACUUAGAGCUUGAGCUGGCGGACACCCAGAAGGUACAUAUGGCACUUCUCAGACAGUCAGAGGAGGAGCUGAAGGAGGCCAGACAAGAGGCAGCGAGGAGGGGCAAUGAGGUGGAUGUACAGAGGGGAGAGGUGGAGAGACUUCAGGAGGAGUUACGGAAGGAGGAGGUGCAGAUGAGGAGCGUCAUCAGAGAGAAACAGAGUCUUAGCAGUCACAUCAGGCAGUUGAGCCAAGAGCUGGAGGAGCUACGCAGCAAGCACCAAGUGACAGUGGAGGAGUUGGCAGCCCGUGGUGAAGAGGCGAGGCGGAUGGAGGGGUGCCUGACUGAGGGAAAGCUAGCAGAGGAGAAAAUAAGGUCAAUAGCUGUGAGGCUGGAGACAGAGGUGGCAGAGCUCAGGAGGGAUCUUCAGCAGGCUGUCGAUCACAAACUCAAGUCAGAGCGAGAGAAACAGGAUGCACAGGACCAGGUGGACACCCUCCGCUCGGAGCUGGAGGGGUCACGUUCUGACAAUGCAAACCUUCGCCAUGAGAGCCAGUUGGUCAUGACUAAUGUCAACCGUUGGAUUACUGAACAAAAGUAUGACCACACUUACACUGCCAUGUCUUCCAAUGAGAGUCUCACUGCCCAGAUGAAGGCCCAAAACAAGGUGCUGCUCAUCGUCACUGAGGAGAAAGAACAUCUUCAGGAGGCUAAUGACACAUUGAAGGCGGAGGUAAAGAGACUGAAAGAAGUGGCGGAUGAGAAGGAGAGAGACAUGGAACACUUCAAGGCCCAGGUCCGAGACCAGAGCAUCCGGCGAGAUGAGAGAACCAUUGAAAAACAGGGUUAUGUGGCUCUAAAUCUCACCAAAAUCGAGGACAUGCAGACCAGACUGCGAAGCAACCUGGAGGCCAUCAGAAUGCUAAAUCAACAAUUAAACACCCUCAGCGGGGAGAAUAAGCGGUUGCGUAGGCAGCUGGAGAAGGAGAGGUUCAUGCGUAGACAAGUGGAGCAACUGCUCCCUCCUCCUUCCACCUCCCAGCACUGCUCCUCCGCCCACCUUCCCCACUCCCUCACUGCCCGCCCACCUCAUCCCGCCGCCUCCCUACCCUCUUCCCUCCACCUCCCUCCUCCCCUGAGCCUGGGCACAGUGACAGGGGACAUUGAUGGGAUUCAAACCCAAACUAAGCUGAGUGGACCUGGGCUAGAGAAACCAGGUGAGUCCCAGGCUUUGGGUGACGCAUUCUGGAUUAGGCCGACUGCUUCUGCCUCUCUAGAAGAUGCUUGGUCUGGGAGGACAAGGAGGGAUCUGACAAAAUGAAACCCCCUGAAGACUUUGACCUGUCAGGACUUUUUGACCUCCAGCUCCUCACCAGGGAGCGUACUCGGUAUGAGGUUAAUGUCCUGCAGGUCAAAGUCAAGUCCCAGGGUGCUUUUUGCCUGAGGGGGGGCUCCAGAACCAGUGAAUGAUGGAAUUUCCUCAAAUCGUCAAAAAAUCAACUCAAAAAUAUGUCUGCUACUAUGCUUUGAAGACAUUUAUUCCAAGAAUAUAUUCACAGUUUUUUUUAUAGAUUUAAAAAUCGAACUGUUUGAACUUUUAAAAAAGCCAUUGAUUGCAUCCUUAAAAUGUUGCCAUGCUCUGAGCAGUGGUAGCUUAUAACAUUAGCAAUUACUUCUCCAAAAGAUGAUCUUGUUUUGCAUCAAAACUCUAGCACCAAUACAACAUUAUUUGUCUGUAAUUUCCAACAUUUCAGAUGAACUAUAGUCAGUUUAAUCCAUCCUAAGUAGGCAAAUGGACUAAACAGAGCUAGUGACUAACUGCAAAUUCUUUAGUGUUGAUGAAUGUGUCACACACUGGAGAAGAGUCUUGCUUUGGAUAAAUGAGGGACGGCACAUCAUCAGAAUCCUCAAAUGUUCAUGUGAAUGGCUGUAACACAGUCUCUGAUUACGCUGCAGCUGUGCACCAUGUGUCCUGCAUCUACUGUGGUGAAUAUGGCCGUGUGUCUUUAUGUACGAUUGCGUUAUGUGUCUGAGGGCUCCUGUCUCAUCCGUAAGUGCCUGUGGCUGAGUGUGUGUUUGUUUGUGACUGAGUACAUUAGAUGUUUAUUAUCGUAGAUGUUGUUUUAGAUUUGGUUUAAUACUUGAAGAAAUAUUUAUUGAUUUUUCUCCGCUGCUGUGUCUGAGCCCCCCCUGUGUUGUAAAGACAGAAAAAUAAAAAACACAUACAUUUGUAAGCGGUUGUACAUUUCUCCCCAUUUUUAUUUCAUCGGUCAAUAUGCCAGCAGUAUCUUAUUUCGACCACUUGGAUAUGUGUCAGCAAUGCUACCUGUUAACAGUGCAUAAUAAGGCAUUCUUGCAGUUUUACAUGACUGCUGAGACAAACAAAGAUGUUGACACAGCUACCAACAUUGCUCAGCAGCAAAAGCAUUAAAUAAAUGAUCUAAAAUGUGGUUUUGAAGCAGGGCUGAUGGCACGCUCUCCCCAUAUUGAGCUGGUGUUUUUCCUUGUGCUGCUACAGGUGAGUCAUGGCUGUUUUUCCAUAUUUAUAGUGGUUGAACAAGAGCACAUUCUUGAACUCAUUUGCACGAGCAAAAAACAAGGAAAAGAACAAUGCAAAUAUCUGAACUUGCACAGGAGAAGCACUAUUAUACUGUGAUAAUGAGAAUUCUGGGGAAAGCAGGUCUCCGACCACAAGUGGCUUCCACGUCUUGCCAUUCGAUCUCACUGUCUUCCCCCCACCUGUCCCCCACACUCCCCCAUUUGUCUUUCAACCCCCCUUUUUUAUCCUUCAUUGGUUCUGUACAUACAGUGCAUAGCUGUUGUACAGCCAGUCAGGAUGUCAUACAUUUUAAUGAUUUGGAGCAGAACUCCAUGUCCUUGUUAGCUCAGUUUUCCUCAUUUGCCAUGACACACUCACAAUACCCUCCUUUUAUGUGCAAACACAUAUGCGUGUACCCACUUACACUUCCACACAUCAUUUAUAUUCUUUCAUAAACACACACACACACACACACACUCACACAAACGGCACAGUCAUUAAAAAGAAACCACAGGCUUUUUGAAAACUCCCAGGACUGAGGGAAAAGUCAGCGGCGCAGCGGCGAAAAGAGUCCCCCUGGAAACAAUGAGGAGAAUGAUCAUUUGUUGUUCUUGAAAACCCGGUGAGGUUUCACAGAGGUUAAGCUUCCCUUUGAUGUGUUUUUAACUCGUUUCAGCUCUGUGGAGGGAUUAGUCAGCUUCUCACACACACAAACACAAAUGCACACGUUCGCACACACAACCACAUACAGGCUCUUAAUUUCCACACCAUGAGCUCUUCUCUCACAAAGGCGGAAAGCACAGAAGAGGCUCCUUCCUAACCUAAUUUCAUCAAAUGAGAGUGGGUGGUACUUCACUGCUGUAUGUGUGGUCCCUUGGAAAUAUGUGGUAAACCAGCAAAAUAUUGCAAGUCAGUAUUUUCAUUUUAUCCCAAAUUAGCGUUAGGCUGUUUGUGAACAGUGUGGGCCCUCAACCACCAGACAGAUGGAGAAGAGACAGACAGAAUGGCUGUUGAUCAUCACAGCACUCAUUACAAUGUUUACGAGGCAUUAUUCGAUCAUUGUUUCAAGACACAAAUGAUUGGGGUGCUUGCACCUAUAGUGUGUGUGUGUGUUUGUGUGUGCACGUGUGUUGUGUGUGUUAUCAGCUCCAGUCCAGGCUUCCCUGUAGGUCUCUGCGUGGUUGCCCAUGCUAAUAAUCACACAAAAAGCUUGCGUUCAUAGCCUAUGUCGUAAACAGCUCUGCAACAAACAGUGUUUGCAAAUGAUUCUUAGUGUUUGUUUCAAGCAAGUUGGAGUACCAGAUGGGUGGAGAUAGACUAUACUGUUGCUUUGUAAUGAUAAUAAACCCACCAAGAAAACUUAUUUACUUAUUUUAUUAUUAUUUGUUAUAUCACAUCAAUAAUCACUCACUAUUAGCUGUACACUUUUGGCAGAAAAG